Messenger RNA from Maniola jurtina (meadow brown), 10947 nucleotides. It is a transcript of the gene jing, whose product is annotated as zinc finger protein jing homolog. Gene Ontology annotation, biological process: regulation of transcription by RNA polymerase II. NCBI's taxonomy places the organism in Eukaryota, Metazoa, Arthropoda, Insecta, Lepidoptera, Nymphalidae. The coding region runs from base 127 to 4089 and encodes 1320 amino acids. The transcript is spliced from 6 exons. Gene Ontology annotation, cellular component: ESC/E(Z) complex. The record is from RefSeq and is a predicted model, not a curated record.
UGCCCCCGCGGCCGCGCAGCCGCCGUGACGUCACGCAGCCUUCCCCCGCGCCCGCAGCGACCGCAGCGCCCAUGCGGCCCACGGCGACGAACCGAAACUCGCGACAAAACACUCGUGCGCUCAAAGAUGGCGGAUGGGUUGCCCGAGGACCGUGCCGGUCGGGCUCGAAUCGAAGAUUUAACUUUUUCCGCGUCUGACCCUUCACAUGGUGACACAAAAAAGUGUAGUGGACAAUCGUCGGACUACGGCAGGUUGAAGUUGUCGUUCUACACCGAACUGGAAGCGAGUGAAUCGUGUGAGAAAAGUGAGACGCGCGGCGUGGUCGCCGAUCGUUCCGUGGCGGCCGCGACAACAGAUUUCCGAAACGCUCCCGGCUCGAGCGCCGACGACGGCGAGGACAGGAAGAAGCGAUGCUUCGACCGCUACGACAGCUCCGAGUCUUCUGACAGUGGCGUGGCCGUGCUGAGUCCGUCGGAGAGCAGCGGUUGCAGCGGUAGCGACAUCACCGAGCCGCGCUCGCCGCAGAGCCCCGAGUCGGGCUGCAGCACGAGCGAGGAGGGUGCGGGCGCGCGCAUGCCGCCGUGGGCGAGCGAGCCGGCGCCGCCGGGUCCGCGACCGCGCCUCGCGGCUCAACCCGCGCCGCUCCGCCGCCCUAGCCUGAACAUUCAUCGCCGCAUCACGGAGUACUUUAAUCACAAGAUGAAGCCGCAGAACGGGCUCAAGCGCGACUCCAACGGGGUGACUAGCAACGCUGAUACCAAGAAAAAGUGCCUACCCAAAAAUGGCGUCACGCACGACCUCGAAGAGUAUAUCUCGUACUUAUCGCAAACUCUCAGUCCGAAAGUGCUGCUCGAUGUCGGAAAGCGAGCCGAUACGAGGAAACCCGCGAUCACCCAAACGACACCGGUCACUGCCAACACGUCUAAAUCUGAGUUGACUAAAAUUACAUCAUCGGUUACUCCUAUCAAUGGAAUAAAAGAAAGCAGUAAAGUUAAGCGUAACAAGGGGACGCAUACGAUGAACGGUUUUAUAGAGAUGCGACACGGGAUUGAAUCUUUCAAUAAAGAAAAAGAGAAGAACAUGGGAUAUUUGAACGGUUUCAGCGACAAUAGAAAACGAAACGCAAAAAUGGGCCAGGCCCCAUCCGCCAGCGUAACGGCAAACUUAAAUAAAUCUAAGGUUCCAAUACCGGCGUCGAGCGAAUCGGUUGGAAUGCGUAUCGCACCUGCAGUAUCCAUCAGUCUGACACCAAAGAAACAAUCGCCUGUGAAACCAGACUCGACAAAAUUGAAUGGAAUUGUCAGCUCGACCACCAAGCUAGAUAGCAGAAUGAAUGGCGUCACGUGUGGUUCUAAUAAUUUCAAUCUAAUAAAUAAACCAACAUCGACUAAAAAGGAGCCUGUCAAAAAGAACACACAGCCAUCUAAAAGGACGAACCGUAAAUCUUCAGCUUGUAUUGCAAAUAGUAAAAAUUUAACUUGGUCUAAAGCUAAUAAUCUGAAACAGGUACAACUCCAGAAACAAAAUUGUUCAAACUUAAACCAAAAUACACCGAUAAGUACUCCUGGCGAAGCGAGUCCUGCGCCAAAAAUGAAUAUGCCUAAUGGUGUUCGGCAAGUGUCUAUGACUGUUAACGGGAAUCUUGGGAAUAUGAAUGUAGCGAAUUUGCAAAAUUGCCACCAGAUCAAUAUUCCUUCACAUCACAUUCAACCGUCACAGCCUUGUAACGGUUCGGUAACCUCUAAUAAUUUAGCUUCCUUCGUCGUUCCUCCUAACGUAAUGCUCACUACGUUACGAAUACCACAGAACGGUUUGCCUGCACAAACGUUGAACCAGCAAAGUAAUAUUGCCGCAUUCAAUCGAUCGAAUGUCAACGUGUCGAGCCCGACCAAGUUAAAUGGUCAAUUUGUUUUUCCAUUGAUGCAAAAUAUCAAUGGAACCGUAGUGCAAAUACCGAAUUUAAUGGCGAAAAUGCCGAAUUUCGUACUUCCUCAAUCGCCACAAAUCGGUGCACAGAGGCAAGACCAUAUACAGAAUCAACAGGCUGCGCAAUUUCUCAUCAAUGGUACCUUGUUAAAACUAGCGAAUACGGUGCAACCUACGUAUCCAACCGCUAACAAACCCGGCCCUGUCACUAGUCAGUCAAUACCGUUGAUGAACAAAAAUAUCCCAGGAAUGCAGGCUGUCGGAAUGACAGUUCAGCCGAAGCCCAAUUACACGGUGAAUUUUAGUCACCCUGUUUUAGUACAACAACCAGGAUUUAUAGUGACUUCUGUGCCAAAUAUAAAUGUUAAGGAGACCUGGAGUUAUUCGAGCACGGGUUCCACGCCGUCUUCGCAAAUCACGUGCUCUAACCCGAUCGUGCACCACCCACCUCCUAUCGUUGCGAACUUUACUAAUCAAAUGCUCCGCACGAGCAGUAUCCCCAUAGCACCAGUGAAACCACCGGACAACCCGAUCCAGGGAACGGACCCGCCUAGUAGUACUGUUAAGGAAUCUGAAUUAAGUGAAGUGAGAAACUUUAAGUGUGAUAUUCCAUGGCUGUCUAAAACUGUUAAUAAUAAUAUUGUUCCAUUAGAUUCUAAAUUGUCAUCGAGGCCUUUUGCACAAGUUAGUAGUUGUUCAGAUAAACUUGAAGAGUUGGCGAUAGGAAAGGCGGAAAAGGAAAACAUUGAGAAUGAGGAAGCGAGAGAUGAGCUUAAAGUCGACAGUACGUGUGAGGAUUUGAGGAAAAUCGCGGAAGAAGUCACGAGAAGGGAAGAGACGAUCUUUACACAGAUUACCGUUUUAAAAGAUGUUUCGUCAAACGUUCAAAGUACUGUGAUAGAAGCUAACUUUUGUAGUGCUACCACGGAGUCGUCAGAGUCUGGCAUAGGAACUGAUAAAUCUAUCGAUUCACCGAGUGACUCGCAAGCUAGCAAGGAAUGUGACGAAGACUCCACGUUAUCUUCUCUUAGUAUAAGCGUGAGUUCAGUCGAAACGCAAAGUAGCCAGAAAAGCCCAAUCCUAAAGGAGCCCAAAAUAUUGCGGUUUCCGCCAAGAAACCUUACUAAGCCUGAAAGUGAUCGAAGGACGUCCAGUACGGAUACGACCAGUGUCACAAUCUGUUUUUGGGAGAAUUGUAAACGAGAGCUCGAGAGCGACACAGACCUUUUGGAGCAUUUACAGUCUGUCCACGUGGAAUCUCAAGCGGGCAAAGAAAACUAUGUCUGUUUAUGGGAGCACUGCAAAGUUCGCGGCAAACCAUCGUGUUCGAGAUUAUGGCUGGAAAGGCAUACGCUGUCUCACGGCGGGAACAAGCCCUUCAAAUGCAUCGUCGACGGCUGCGAAAGGAGGUUCUCCACUCAGACCUUGCUAGAAAGGCACGUGAACCAGCACUUCAGCGGGGUGUCACCGAGCGCGGGCAGCGGGAAGAAGAGUACAGAUAGUGCUUCCAAGUUGAUACGACGGAAUGGCAAGAAGCUGCGGUAUAGAAGACAACCUUGGUCGGCGCGCAUGUUCGACUUCUUCGACCCGGGCAUGAUGGAGGGGCUAGCGUGGCGACUGUCGCGCUGCACGCGCUGGCGGCUGGGCGGCGGCUGUCCGCUGCGCGAGCCGCCAGGCCGCCACACGCUGACGCUGCACGCAGCCGUGGGUGCCACCCGUUACAACGCGAUCGAGGCGAGACGCGAGGCGCUGCUCACCUACUACCCGCCGCAUGUGAUCGACGACGAGUGGGUUCCGGAGAAUGAGGUGAAGAGAGUGAAGAGGGUGGAGAUAUGCCACCUUCCCGCUCACACCAAGGUGUUGCUGUACGAGCAGUUUUGCAGUUCUUAUCGCAAGACCCCCUCGCCGCCCCCUACGAGGAAAGCCCCCGUCGUGACGUCACAACCCGUCCGCCUGAUGCCGACCCGACAGUGCACGUCCUCGAGACUCCUGAACAAUUUAAUAGCGAAGCAAAAGAAGGAAACCUACAGCUGCAACGCUACAAAUAUGCCAAUGGAAUAUAAGGAGGAAGACAGAAGCGAGAAGGUCGAGGUGAGCGGCGCGAAGAAAAGGAAAAUGGGAAGACGGUACGGCGGUAACUCGUUCUGGCCGUGUGGACGAUAAAUUACGAAGUUUUCGGGAUUGUGCUACACUAUCGUCGUGUAUUAAGAUUACUUUCGUUAUUUUAAUUUCUGGGACCGACCGUCUCUAUUCGACGGGCACAUUUUGGAUUAUUAUAGGAACUUGACGAAGUCUUACGGACGGAUAUUGGGGAAGCCACGACGAGUAAUGUAGUGACGUCCGAGACAGAUGUUGAUUCUCCCGCGGCGCGGCCGUAGCGGAAUAAAUAUUGAUGACAAGACUGAUACUUACUUUUUACUAUCGAUAUCGGAACCGCGAUCUCGAGCCUCGGCUUCCGGUAUCGGGCGAACAAACUUGUAUAUAGUUAGGUGGAAAUGUAAAAAGGUUAGGGUUGAUACGACGUGUACAUUGGGCGGUUUAGUUUAAUAUUCGACUUCGGGAUCACCGGAGGGUAGCGGACGGAUUAGUCUGAGUAGUCGUAAGUUAGGUUGUAAGGAGAUGACGACCAGCGAUUUAGUAUCACUGCCAAUUGUAAAUAGUAUAGUUUUAAUAGUUGGAGCGCGAUUUUAUUUCGGGCUUAUGUUUUCGCCUUGUUCGGGGCGCGUCUCGCUUUCGCUUCCGAGGGGAAGGAGGGGGUUUUAUGCCGUUCGGUUAAGCGUGAUCGAGUAUCACCAAGUGCCUCUAUUAGCACACUGGGCUGCCCAUAGACUACACAUCUAUUGAGACAGAACUCGUACCAAUAAACGAAUCUUAAAUGGACGUUAAUCAUUCCCUUUCACUUUCGCACUAUACUUGUGUAGUAUGUGAGUGAGACGGAAUGAUAACACCGCUUCGUUUCGUUAUUGGCACGAGUUAUAAUUAGUGUACUUUUAGCAUUUACUUUUUUGCAAUUGCAUUUAAAUGUUGUAGUCUUUUAAAUUGCCCUUUAGCAUGAAAAAUGUGACUGUCACAUGGCUACAAUCGCAAAUUGUAACUGAAUUUAUAAUUUUGCUGCAAUCGUGCAUUUUAGCCAAUAGUGAGAGAUUGUAAGCCAAUAGGAGAUGAUUGCGAUUGUCGCACAGUAGCUGUCCAAUUUUGGUGCUAGGCCACCCGAGUCGUAUUCUAUGGACAGCCCUAUACCAUAGCAGUGUUCACUUUAUAUCAGGUUUACCGCGUAGUCAUAUCGACGCAGAUAGUUUUAGAGUCCAGUGUAACGAUCCCUUUAUACCCGUUUCGUGUAUAUCGUAUAUGUUUUCGAAGGAAUCAACAACUGUCUGACAUCGAUAAUAAUAAUCGAUCAAUGUUUUGUUGGCGCAUCACUCUAUUAUUGGUACAUUGUUUGAAAUAAUUGGUAUGGAAGUAUUUUAACAAAGGUAGUUCUUUCAACUUCUUAUUAGGAUUUUUAGAGAUUACCCAAAAUCUUUGCCUCUAUAAUUUUAGAGUUGAUGAAUACAACCGUAAUUAGAUAUUUUCAAUUUGAAAAUUAUUAUUUUUUUAAAAGAAUACUGACUAUCAAUAUUAAUAUAUGAACGAAAUACCGAGUCGCUAUUAAAAAUGAUGAAAUUGCGUUAGAUCAUCAUUCAACAAUUUUUCAUAUUCAACCAAUCGAGUCGCUAGUAAAAAUCAUGAAAAAUUGCGCUAGAUCAUCGAUUGAGACUGCGCGCGCGCUGAUCAUAAGUAUUACAUACAUAUUUUUCAUUUCAACAAGUUACCCUAGAGUGAUGCGGUACACACAAUCACUGCCAUUUAAAGUUGUAUUCGGUUGCAUCGACAACUUAACAGUUAGCAAUAAACGAUUUGUGAUAAGAUAUAACUUGAAUAGUUAAAAAGGUGAAAACGGCCGAUAUUCAUUCAUUUCCACGCACAAGAUGUUUUUAGCCGUGUUUUGUAAUACAAGUACAGUACUACCACUUUUAUAUGUUACUCCGAUGUACCUGCGCAGCAAUGUAAAUUUUGAAUGGCGGGAAAAUAUUACAGCCAAUCAUAGCACGCGUCCGUCUGUUAUUGGUCUACGCGCCAUGUUUUGUAAGCGCGAAUUGUGAGCAAGAUACCAAGAGUCUAUUGUUCUUGUGUUUAAAAUCUUAACGUCAAGCCAUAAGGUAUAUAUUUCAUUGGCGUACUCGGUUUUAGUCGACAUACUCGUAAGAUUUUCGUCGUCAUUUUUCUGCGCAAAGGAAUUUUGCCGAUGCGACUUAUGAAAGUAGUAGUACUCAAUAGCAUAGCCGUUUUGUAGUGUUAGGGAGUUCAUAGCCGUGGUUUAGAAAGGCGCUCAUCCCAUAGCUAGAGUUCUACAAGUUCUGAGUUCUGGAUUCCGCAGUCUAAGCCGACCAAUCAAAGACCAAUAUGUCAAAUUUACUUCUUGUCUUUAACCGUCAUUUUGACUGUAUUUAUUUUGGCAGCGGAACACAAAACGGAACUUCGAACCCAAAUGCGACAAUUUUGAGACAAUUUUGAUGAAAUAAACUUUACCACAUAUAGUACAAUAGUUUUACGAACAUAUACGUAAUGAUUUCACAUUUUUAUAAUAUUUAACUUUAAUGAAGCCUGCAACCUUAGAACUGUCAGUGUUUUAUGAUAACGCAAGGGCGUAUAUACAUCAAUGAUUUCAAUUCUGACUUAUUCAACAUUCAAAGGAAAAGUAUGCAGGAAUUCGAUUUUUCUUUUAAUAUAUCAAUGAAUGAAGUUCGAAUGAUUUAUAACGAGACAAAUCGAGUGUUUACUGGAUUAAGGCUUCGACGGAUACUUUGGCAUUGUUCAGAUAGUUAAAACGAGACAGCUUUAUGUUGAAACAUAUAUUUGUCUCGUUUUACCUGUAUUAAGUGUUAGCUAAGUUAUAUAAAGCUCUAUAGAUCUCAGUAUGAAAAUUUGGCGAACGAAUUACAAGAAGUAAGAACACGUCUUCAGCUAAAUAAGAUCGUGAGGUGUUCAUUUUUGAAGCAUUGGCCGUUGUGUUCUGCCUCUCUCGCUCAUACAGGCUGUUGUCCAUUUGAGUGAGCGAGACUUGAAAUAUGAGACCUUUUGCUUUUGAAGUGCAACUUAUUGCCCGUUCGUAAAUGGCUUUGCUCCAAAAAAAUUGUCGAUUUGGAUAUUUAUAUGAAAUCGGUUAGAUACAUUGUCUUGAAACAUGACAAAGGACUUCCGGCGCUAUGUACACCAGACAGUUUAGGUGUUAACAUUUUUGAUGGCCCUUAUACAGACGUCGAUGCCUUUUUAGCCCUAAGGUAUAAUAUUAUACAAGUGCAUGUUAAAUGUUAAUGGACGCUUAUAUGAAUUUCUUGAUGUACGGUUACAAUUUCUACAAUUUGCCAAACUUUUAGAGAAUUUUAUAGUUUACUUUUUUUAAAAGAUAGAUCUUUAAAACAAGAGUGAAUAUGGCAAACGCAUCCAAUUUGUCUAUAAAAACGGAUAAAAAAUUAUGAUUUUUUUAAUAAGACCCGUAGUAUAAAGGUUUAUCACAAGUAGGUACGUCCUCUUUAGAAUAAGUCGUUCGUACGUCAAAAGUCGUAUAAGCGUCCAAGUUUACAAUAUUGUGUUCCGUGCUCACGCGAUCUCGCUAGUAUUUUUAGUUAGUGCCUGUAGUGUUAAGUUAGGACGAAUUGCGAAAUCGGUGCGUCGAGCCAUCUCUACAGCCUGCCUCUCAACUGUGUAAGAAAAACGUAUUCAUCGUAAUAGGUAGCAUAUUCCCUUGCCCUUGAUUGGCUGUGAAAAAAUAUAAACAGAAAGAAAGAAAAAAAAGUUUUCUUUUUGAGAGCUGUGCCACACAUUACCAGCUAUGCCUACGGGUUAGGUUAUCCCGGCGUCUCUAAUACUUGAGCAUUAAAGUUAAAAGACCUCAAGCAGAAGAAGUGCCGGAAUAAACUGUGCCAUGUGUGGCACAACCAGAAAGAAAGGAAAUCCUAACUCAGGAUAAAUGCUGUAUGCCUUGCACAUAUACAAAAACAUACCGCGCUGGUUUAACAGCGAAACAACCAAUCAAAGAGCAGAAUUUGCUGUCGAUAACGAUAACGAUGAAUAGGUACGUUUUCCUUUCACAAUCGGGAAGCUGAUCAGAUACAGCGCGCGACGAAAAUCAUGUACGUAUGCAGCACGGCAGGAUAGGUUGAAUGCGUCACGACAGCGAUGCUAAAGCAAUGCGGCUCCCUAGAGUUAGUAUGCGUUUUUACAGCUCGCCAAUAUUGAUAGAAUUCGUUGCAAUACUUAACGUCUAAGUAAAAUAGACCUUAACGAUCUUGUUUUAAAGCUCAAGUUCGACAUUUUGCAGGAUAAAUCAAAAAAUAUUAUGCAUAAAAAUAUGUUUUAGAAUGUACAGGUUAUGAUAUCACAUGUGAUAUCAUACCUUUCGUAUGAUAUCACACUCGGUAUUAUACAACUUGUCCAAACAUGUUUAACUUUAAUUGUUACUGAAAUAGUUGACUGUGACAGACGGACGGACGGAAAUAUCGCGUAAGAGUUCCAUUUUUACCAUUUUUGUACGGAGCCCAAAAAAAAUAGCCCAACAAAUUAUAUUUCGACACUCGAACUCUAUCAACGUUGGCGAGAGGCAAAAUCUCAUACUAUCCCUACCGCAGUGUGACGUGUUUCUUACACUUGGUACCUAUCGCGACGCUUCUUCGAAGGUUUUGCAAAAACAAAUUAUUGGAAAAGCCGUGAGAAAGCCUCGUGCUGAUUGCCCUUGGGCUGCCGCCGUUGCGCGUUUUGUCUGAAGGUUCAAGUGAUGUGCGCUUCUCAGGUGGGUAGGAAAGGGAAAGGUAUAUGGUUGUAGGUUCAAUUGUUAGUGUAAAGCGCCCUCUAGCGUUAAAUGUAAAUGGAGUCGGAAUUGGGAAGUAAGCGAAUUAUUGUAAUGGAAAGGUUGCCGGCUAGGAGUAUAAAGCUGGUUACACAUCUAACAUGCGUCGCACGCGCCGAAUUUCUUCAGAGCGUCGGUGUGUACGGAUUACGUCAUUUGCGUUUUAAAUGAACUAGGUAUCAAAAACUUUCGGCGCGUAUGGUGCGGUUGUAGGAUGUGAAAUUAACUUAUCGUAAAGGUCCGAUUGGCUGACUGGUUAAAAUGAUAAAAAUGUUCCAACGUUUCGUUUGUCAGUCUAAACGGGCCUUAGGGUUAUUGACUAUUACCUAAGCUAUAUGUACAUAAAAUUCGGUCAUCUAUAACUCCUGCCAAUAAAAAACGAAGAAAUCGAAAAGAAGCUGUGCUAAUCUUUCCCUCUCACUUACACACUAUAACUGUGUAUCACGUAUGAGGGAGGCAGAAUGAUUAGCACCGCUUGUUUUCAUUUCUUUAAUGACAUAAUACUAUAUAAUAUGAUGGCUCUAAAUUGGACGGUUUAAAAAAAUUUGGUGGUUGGGUCUUAAAAUUUUUAAUCUCUUAUACACUGUAACUUCUGUUUCUUAGGAUACCUUUUAAUUGAAGCGAAGAUGAUUGGACGGGAGCGGGGACAUGUUGGUUCGACCAAACAAAUUAUUAUUUAUAGCUGACCCGAAUAAUUUAUCACCAAUCAAUAAUAAUCUAUUUGGGCCGUCCAAAAUAUCCCUUCCGCGUCACUUCAGUGGAAAUGUACCCUUUUGUUGCGGCAAUUUUCAAAAAUAGUCAAUUUCCCUAUUAAAGCUGGCUUGUAUGUGAAUUUGUAAAUUCGCUUAUGUAAAAGAAAGUGUAACUAGAGUACGUUCAGGCUUGUAUAAGCCUAUCCUUGUCACUAACGAGGCGUAGAAAAGAGACGGCAGUAUGCAGUCUUGAACAUACUCCUUGUAGGUUCUGCACCCAAAGGAGUGUUAGGAAAAUUUCAGUAGUCAAGUUGGUGCCUGAGUGUCGGUGGAUUGAUGGCUAUUGUAUGGUGUUUACUUAUGGUCUGUUUCGAUGUAAUUUGUAAGGAAAUAUAAUAAAAAAUUGAAAAAACUAGCUUUUCGAUAACGAGUUUUGAAUUUAUCGAAGUAAUAUUUUAAAAAAGUAUUGAUAAAUAUUAAAAUGUAAGUAGGUACUAACUACAUUAGAGUCGCUUAAAGGUUUUGAUACGUCGAGUAAAAGUAAUGAUGAAAGUGAAAUAAACUAUAGAUUCACAAGCAAUAAUGUAUUUAAUUAUAGUAGUUUGUUUACUUUUGUAUCGAAUUAGAUUGAAACAGGUUAUACGUAUAGAUUCUUUUUGGAAAGCUUCCAAUGAACUGAUUAUUUUUUAUUAAAUAAAUUAAAAUUCAAUUAGAUUAAUUUUUAUUUUUCGUCAGCACUGAUGGGUGCCAUAUUUUAUUGGCUCACUUUUAUAUAAAUUAAUUUAAUAGUCAAAUUCGACACCAAAUUCAGAAAGACAAAAUUAUAGGUUUUCAUUCGUAUAGUGAUCGGCAGACAUCUUGAAAAAUGCGCAGUAGUUGAUUUUUAGGUCUUUGACGGCAUUUUUACCACGAGAAUGCACGCCAUUGGUUGAUUUUAAACCUUCGUUGCCCCACUACACCGCUUUUUGUUCAAGAUGUCUGCUGGUACCUAUAUCCAUAUAAUUUUGUGGACUUUAUUUGAUCUCAAUGUGCGAGUAAUCGGCAGGGGAACGGAUUCCGUGUUUGCAUGUGUGACGUCCAGGCGAAGAGAACAGCGUCGAAUUCUUGUCUUUCUUCCCAGAUAUUAACGCUUAGGUCAUUAAAGUACAAUAUAUAGCAUAAAAAAUCGGUUACAUUUUAAUUAAAUGAAUACAAUAUGACGAGUAAACUAAAGAAAUAAAUCGAAACGACUGAGCAACGUUAAAGCGCUCUACAAGUGUCUUAAGACACUGUUAAAAAGUGUUAUACCGCUGCAUAAAUCUGUCCCUGUCUCAAAGUGCGCUCCAUAGAUUUCAUCGUAAUUUUUACGGACAGACACCAUAAUAUUUUAUACUUUAAUGAUCGAAAGGUAUCGGAUUUAAUCGUGUUCAUGCCACAUAGCCGAUGUGAACUUUUGCCUUUACA